UUUCGAAGGCGAUUGUUUUCAAGUUUUGAAUGAUUGAUCCCGACGGGUUUGGGGGGCGAGGAGAGGAUCUCCUUCGAUCUCUGCUGGUUAAUGAUGAUUGGAUUCAGAUCGGAAGUCUGAUUCUUUUUGGGCAAAGUUUGAUUCUGCUGGUUGCAGAUCUUGGGAUUGUGGGGGACUUUAAUGGGUUCUCUGAUCUUUAUGAUUCGGCCGGGUGGAGUUUGUAUAUUCUUAUAAGGGGGAUUGGAAAUGUCGAGAUGGUGGUCUUGAUGAUGGUAUCUGAUGGAGAUUCGUGGAUGGUUCCAACGCUUACAAUCAGGGGUUUGGAUGUUCUGCUUUCAAGUCUCAAUAUCUGUAUUUGGAGGGGAUUCAUUUCUCUGGAUUUGGGCAGGUUUUGUUAUUCUUUGCUAGUAUCGGAUUUCAAUAAGGGAAAUAUUGUCUUCUGUGGUGUUAAUCUCGGGAUUUCGACGGAUUUGGAGUGGGAGGGAAUCCGGAUUGUCGACUCCUAUGGGUUUGUGUAUUGGUCUCUGUGGUUUACUUUAUGGGAUUCAUAUCUGAUUUGGUUGGGGAUUCUGUUUGAGAUCUCUUUAUCCUGGUUUGGAAGGUGGAUAUCUUUGAUUUUUCCUUAUGAUAAUUUCCAGGCUUUUUCGAUGGUUUUGAUGGUACGAUUGGGGAUAAUCUGGAUAGUAAUGGGAGAAUAUAUGAUUCGAUACGGUCUGCUCUUGGGAGAAGGGGUUAGUGUUGAGGUAUAUAAACGAAGGCUUGCGGUUUGUUUAUGCAUCAUCUCUCUCUGGUUUUGUUAUUCGCUCCUUCUUGCUUUUCUUUUCAUCUUCAGUUUUUUCUGGGUUUUUCUUGCGGGUGGCUAUAUUUCUUUUCUGCGAAUCAUGGCUCAAUUGGUUUUCAGCAAGAAGAAUGCAACACUGGUUCGUACUGAAACUGUGUCCAUCUCCAGUUUGGUUUUGGCUCAGAGAAUUCAGCAGUUCUCGAUGACCCUUAUUGGUAGGCUCAUGAAUCCGGUGUGUCAGAAUAUGGAGUCCUUGAUAGCUAAUUUUCCAAAAAUUUGGAAGUUAGAAGAGAGGGUGGUUGGUGCCGAUUUAGGUCAGGGGGUUUUUCAGUUUAAUUUUGAGGAUGAGGAAGAUAUUUUGUCAGUUUUGCAAAAUGGUCCAUACCAUUUUGAUGGUUGGAUGGUCUCACUGGUUCGAUGGGAGCCAGUCAUCUCUUCCUCCUACCCUUCAGCUAUCAACUUCUGGGUUAAAGUGUUAGGGAUUCCAAUGCAUUUGUGGGAGGUGGCUACUUUUGAGGCUGUUGGUAAGAAGCUUGGGAGGAUUCAAGAGGUUGAUGAGGAAACGGGUAGUCUAUGUGUGUCAGUUAAUGGGUUCAAUCCGCUGAUCUUCAAGAUGGUGGUGCCUUUUGCAACUGGGGACGAGAUUGUGGUCUCACUAGAGUAUGAGAAAUUAAAUGGGGUUUGUGAGCAUUGUUCCCGGAUCACCCAUGAUUCCAAGGUCUGUCCAGAGGUUCUUAAGGGGGCUACUGUCCAAGGUGCGGAUUUGCAGAGGGAUAGUCGAGGUAGUCAAAGGCAAUUUCCAGCUGUGAAGCAAGAACAGCAUCUUAAUGCUGGGGGUUGGGAAAAGCCUAGAAAGCAUGCUAAGAGGGCCCUGGAUUUUCAGUCUGCGGAUUCUAGCGAAUUUGGAUAUUUUCCCCAGCAACGUUUUGGAGGUCAGAGUUCUAACGGUAAUGGUUCUCACCGUCCUCGUCAACAAGAGCAUCUACAGGGUCACGCUUGGGGUCAGAAGAGGAGUUUCGGUGAGGUCACUGGUCGAGAGGAAGGUUCUCAUCGCGGUACACAUUCAGGGAAUGGAGAGGGUUCGGGUAAGGUCCCCGGUUAUGUUCUUAACCGAAAGAGUGCUGGUACGGCUUGGCCUAAACCUCUUUUUAAGGUCAAACAGGCGGCUGUUGUGGAGCAUAGUUCGAUGCGAAUUGAUAAUAUUGUGGGAGACCCCAGCUCUAGUGAUCCACCAGCGGACAAGGAGGCUGAGGGGAGUGUUGUUAAGGGAGAUGCCGGGGCUGAUCUGGCUAUGGAUUUUGAGGUUGACAAUGAUGACUUGCUUGAGGAUGGUGAAUUUGAUGAUAUGGGUAAGUCUGAUCUUAACGGUGUCCAGGAGGGGGCUGUUUCUCCAACUCAGGGUGUGGGGGGUCAUACGGAUCAAGGGUCUGAGGUUCAAGUGGAUCAGGUUACUGAUUCCCAGGGUGAUUAUGACUGUAUUCCGAAAGGUGAAGGGAAUAAACAGAAGCUGAUGGGGAAACUGGGUAAUAAUACAGUGGGCACUAAACCUUCGGAUGGGGGGCGUCAAGGAAAGAAAGGGAUGGGGGCUCUCCCGAAACCGCCGGCUAGAACGUGAAGAUUCUGAGUUGGAACUGUCAGGGCAUAGGGGUGGAUCUGACAGAAGGAUAUUUGGGAGAUUUGUGGAAGCAGCAUCGGCCAGACAUCUUAUUUUUAUCAGAAACUAAAAAGUGUUUUUCUUAUUUACAAAAAUUUCAAAAAAAGUUUGGUUAUAAUAAUUUGUACACUGUUGAUCCCCAUGGUUCUAGUGGAGGGUUAGCUUUAUUUUUCAUGGAUGAAAUAAAACUUUCUAUUUUAUAUGAUAGUAAUCGAAUUAUUGAUGUUAAAGCUUCAUUUGGUCAACAAUUGGUUUAUUUGUCUUUUGUUUAUGGGGAUCCAAUUCUGCAGAAUCGUGCAAAGGUAUGGGAGAAGUUAAUGGAUAUUGGUUCUUUCCGGAUAGAUCCUUGGUUUUUGAUUGGAGAUUUCAAUGAACUUGUUGGGAAUCAUGAGAAAAGGGGUGGGGCCUUACGGCCUGCUUCCUCUUUUGUGCCCUUUCAAACAAUGAUUCGGCACUGUGGUAUGCUUGAAUUCCCGUGUUAUGGAGAGCAAUUAUCCUGGCGAGGUAAUCGCUGUAAUAACCAGGUGGUUCGGUGUCGCUUAGAUCGUGCUCUAGGUAAUGAAGAUUGGCAUAGUUUUUUCCCAAAUUCGAGGGUGGAUUAUUUGGAGAUGGUCGGAUCUGAUCAUUGUCCCAUUCUGGCUACUUGUCUGAAAACAGCCUCUCGCCGGUAUAGGCAGUUUCGUUUUGAUAAACGUUGGUUGGGGAAGGACGGACUUUUAGGUGCGGUAGAGUCCGGAUGGGCGCGCACAAACAAUUUUCGGGUACCGGCUUUUGUGGAUAAAAUUAGGAACUGUCGAAAUUCGAUUUCGUGGUGGCGGAAAAAUAACGUGACUUCUGGCCCGUCCCUUAUCUCUUCACUGAAGGCUGCCUUACAGGAGGCCAAGAUGGAUGACUUGAUUUCUCAGG
Molecule: messenger RNA, 3341 nt
Organism: Camelina sativa (false flax)
Lineage: Eukaryota; Viridiplantae; Streptophyta; Magnoliopsida; Brassicales; Brassicaceae
Source: RefSeq, a predicted model, not a curated record